Daucus carota subsp. sativus is the source of this 1805-nucleotide messenger RNA. RefSeq lists its product as uncharacterized. Lineage: Eukaryota; Viridiplantae; Streptophyta; Magnoliopsida; Apiales; Apiaceae. The coding region runs from base 46 to 1536 and encodes 496 amino acids. Gene Ontology annotation, molecular function: manganese ion binding; metalloaminopeptidase activity. The transcript is spliced from 16 exons. The record is from RefSeq and is a predicted model, not a curated record.
CGCAACUCAAAAUCACAGUCAUCUGAUCAUUUGACACAAAUCCCCAUGGCGGCGGCUGCGGCAUCAUCGCUAACACCUCCGCCGGAGGUGCCUAUGAAAUUACACGUGCUUAACCGGAAUAAACUUAUCAAUGCUCUCCGAGACCAGCUCUCCGCCUCCUCGCGUCCUCAUCUUGGUUUCGUUCUUCUCCAGGGCGGCGAGGAACAGACUCGCUACUGCACUGAUCAUGCCGAACUCUUUAGACAGGAGAGUUAUUUUGCAUAUUUGUUUGGAGUGCAGGAGCCUGGUUUCUAUGGAGCCAUUGAUAUUGCAACGGGGAAAUCAUUUCUUUUUGCUCCUAGGCUACCUACUGAAUAUGCUGUAUGGCUGGGAGAAAUAAAGCCAUUAUCCUACUUCAUGGAAAGGUACAUGGUUGAUUCAGCAUUUUAUACUGACGAGAUUGUAACAAUCCUGCACAAUCAGUCCCAGGGUGUUGCGCAACCCUUAUUGUUUCUUUUACAUGGUCUCAACACUGAUAGUAAUAAUUAUUCGAAACCAGCAGAAUUUGGGGGAAUUGAGAAGUUUGAAAUUGAUCGUAACACCUUACAUCCUAUUUUGACCGAAUGUCGUGUAUUGAAAACAAACCUGGAGCUUGCAGUCAUCCAAUAUGCUAAUGAUAUAAGCUCUGAAGCUCAUGUUGAGGUGAUGAAAAAUGUAAAAGCUGGUAUGAAGGAGUAUCAGCUGGAAAGCAUAUUUCUUCACCACACCUACAUGUAUGGAGGCUGUAGGCAUUGUUCAUACACAUGUAUUUGUGCUACUGGUGGAAACAGUGCUGUACUUCACUAUGGUCACGCAGCAUCUCCUAAUGACAGGGCUUUCGAGGAUGGAGACAUGGCAUUGUUAGACAUGGGAGCUGAAUUUAAGUUUUAUGGCUCUGACAUUACUUGUUCUUUCCCAGUAAAUGGGAAAUUUACAAAUGAUCAACGCCUAAUCUAUCAAGCGGUCCUGGAUGCUCACGAUGCAGUUAUAUCAAGUAUGAAACCUGGAGUAAGCUGGGUAGAUAUGCACAAACUGGCAGAGAAAGUCAUUCUAGAAUCCCUGAAGAAAGGAGGUCUCCUUGCUGGUGAUGUUCAUGAUAUGAUGGCGGAGAGAGUGGGUGCUGUUUUUAUGCCUCACGGCCUGGGCCACCUCUUAGGAAUAGAUACUCAUGACCCUGGAGGCUACUUAAAGGGAGCAGAGAGACCCAAAGAACCUGGAUUAAAGUCUUUACGUACAAGUAGAGAACUUUUGGAGGGGAUGGUGGUAACAGUGGAGCCUGGUUGCUACUUCAUUGAUGCUCUAUUAGUUCCUGCAAUGAAAAGCCCAAACACUUCUAAAUUCUUCAGUUCGGAGAUCAACAGGUUUAGAGGUUUUGGUGGAGUUAGAAUUGAAAGCGACGUGUAUGUUAACGACCAUGGAUGCUUGAACAUGACUAAAUGUCCCAGGGAGAUAAGUGAAAUUGAAGCUGUGAUGGCAGGUGGUCACUGGCCAAUUAAGAAGUCCAUUUAUUUUGAAUGAAGUUUGUUAACUUUCUUAAUGCUGUUAUUGUCACUAUUAUAUUGAUAUAUUUCUUCAAAAUAAUACAAGAACUCGAAUUCUAUGGGGAGACAUAGCUUGUGCUGCGGGAGUGGGACAGAGGUAUCGCACCACAACACUGUGGUUUAGAAACUGCUGUUAAAUUGUUUUGCUUUUGACCUAAACUAGUACUCUUGUAGAAGUAUGAGCAAUAAGUGGCAUCCGAAACUGGAACUACAAUAAAUUUGGCAUAAAAAUGCUUUUCAACUGUC